Messenger RNA from Calypte anna (Anna's hummingbird), 435 nucleotides. It is a transcript of the gene TCTA, whose product is annotated as T cell leukemia translocation altered. The coding region runs from base 2 to 376 and encodes 124 amino acids. The transcript has 2 exons. The record is from RefSeq and is a predicted model, not a curated record. Lineage: Eukaryota; Metazoa; Chordata; Aves; Apodiformes; Trochilidae.
CAUGGCGGCGGGGCCCUGGCAGGCGCCGUGGCGGGCGCUGAGCGCGCUGGGCCGGGAGCUGGCGGCCGAGUGGGCGGCGCAGGACGUGCGGGCUGCGCUGUGUCAGCUGCUGCUGCUCUGGCUGGGCCUCAGCCUGCUGGGUGUCCGCCUGGCCUGGCGCGCUUACGGCGGGGCGGUGGCCGCGCUCUGCUACCGGACGGGGCCCUCCGCCCGCCGGACCCCCGGCACCGCCUCCGGCCCCGGUCCUACGCCUGCCCGGCCACGCGCGCACUCCCUCUCCCCCGCCGGCCCGGCCGGACGGAACGGCACCGCCGAGCGGCACUGCCCGCCCCGGGAGGGCUCAGCAGCAGAACCAGCAAAGACGCACCGGGAGUGAGGAGCACAAGGCCCGCCGGGCACAUCCUGCACCAUUAAAGUCUUGUGUUCCACCCUCCA